GCGCGCAAAGGCUUUUCCAUUUUCUUUGCAGUGUGUCCCUUGUGGGCCAUCGUAGUCACCAGCUCACCUGGCAGCGCAGAAAAACCAUCCCAAAAUCCUAGAGAGCUUAGCUGAACGAGGUGUUGAUAUUGAAAGUGGUGACAAGAAUGGAAAACGACCAGUACAUUAUGCUACAAUGCAUGGCGGUUUAGAGUGUCUGGUAAAAUUACUACAGUGUGACUGUGAUACAUCAAUCCGCGACCAUUCAGGUUGCAUGGCGGCUCACUAUGCCGCAGCUUAUAACCACAUUGAAUGCCUGCGUUUUUUAGUAAAGCAUGGUGCUGCCUUCAGCAGCUUGGAUUCAUCAGGAAAAACAUUAGCCCAUAGUGCUGCUCAGAAUGGGGCCAUGACAUCCCUUCAUUGGCUACUUGAAAAAGGUGCAGAGACAAAUGAUAAAGAUGGCAAUGGUAAUACACUUGGACACCUUGCAGCUGCAGGUGGACAUGCAAAGUGUUUCAACUGCUACCUCCAGCAUGGUGGUAGUUUAGAAUUAACCAAUAAACGAAAUGAAACAGUGUUGGACAUUGCAAGGAGAUUUGGACAUCCACUGCUUAUGAACAGGGCCUAUAGUAAUGAAGUUGUGUGUGUACAUUGUAAAGAUAAGUCAGAGUUAAUCAACUGGGAAAAGUCCCAUCAACCAACCAGAGUUCAAAGGUCGAUGAACAGCACUUUGAAGACUUCAUACAAAACACCACUUCCAACUAGACAAAAAUCAGCACAAUUGGAUGCAAGCAAAAAAUCUUGGAAGGACCAAAAACAUAAAAAUAAGGAUGAACAAAAUGAAACUGAAUUACCACCUAGGGAUUUAGCUGCACGAUAUUUUAUUGCUUGAAGAGGAAGAGUUCAAUUUAUUUAUAAGAGAACUAAGCUUAUAACUUGGUUUAUAUCAUUUGUUUUUUUUAAUUAAAUAAAUUUGCAAUUUUUUCAAAUUUUGUGUCUCAUUGAAAAGUGAUAACUAAAAUUGUUAUCAUUGUGAAAGAGUUAAUUACAGUAGAACCCCUGUUAAGGGGACACCUUCGGGACCAAAAAAAGUGUCCCCUUAAUAGGGGUGUCCCCUGAAUAGGUAUGUUGUAGAAGUGGUUUGGUACAGUGGGAACGAUAUGAUUUCCCAACCUCGACUUUGGGGUUUCAAUCCCUCACUGUACUGUACAUUUCGGGUGUGUCCUUGAGCUGAGGCACUUUAUCUGUAUUGCUUCUCCUAUAAUCACCUGUCUUGUUGGGCUCGUAGGUAGAUCAUACAGGCCCAUAUGGUACAUGUUAUGCCCUCCCAAUUUCAUCAAACUAUCACUGCAUGGGUUCUCUCCACCCAGGAGUAUAAAUGGGUACCUGCUGCGGUUGUCUACUCCUGCAAUGUUUUGUGUUUACAAAGAAAAGGCGCUGUAUAAAUAAUAUAAAUAAUAAUAAUGAUGUUAAAUUAUAACAUUGAAUGAAUUGUUCUUACUUUGAGACUGCUGUAGUUGUUGUGACUCAAUGAUAAAAAAAAUUAAGUGUCCCCUUAAUAGGGGUUAUUUGACCAUUUGACACACUUAGAAACUGUCCCUGUCCCCUUAGUAGGCGUUGGCUGUAGUGUUAAAAGAUAUAUUUCCCCUCGUUUCACGGAAAAGUGUCCCCUUAAUAGGGGUGCCCCCUGAAUAGGGGUGUCCAAAAGGAGGGGUUCUACUGUAUUUGGUUUUUAUAUUUUACCAAAGAUGGAUUAAUAAUUAUUGUUAUGUAGGAUUUAAAGUUUGCUUAUAUUAUACACUACAAUAAACAAAAGUAGAAAGAUUAUGUAAGCAUCACUUGAACAAGAUACAAGUUCACAAAAUUUGUUUAUAAAGAUUUUGUAGUGAAGACAUUGUUUUUUAUUUUUUUACACCCUGUUCCCAAUCAUGGUAAUUAGCAUUUUAAUAUUUUUAUAUCAAGAUAUUAAUCAAUUUUCUUUAAGUUUGCUUAAAUUAUGCCUUUUUUGAUUCAUCAUGAUUAAUUAAUGAGAUAAUUUCUAAAAUUGUCAAAAUCUGCUCAUUAAUUGAAUUAUAUUGUCAGGCCUACCCAUGUUUUUUGUAUUUUUCUAUUUGUUAUUAUUUGGUUACACCAUUUGUUGUUGAAUCGAAUUGAAUUUCAUUCAGGAUUGUAUUGUAGUAACUAUUGGUCAUAGAAACUAGAUGUGCAGGUACUGAUGUAUUUCUUAUAAAAUAUAUUUGAAAUAAAAAUGUGAGUGUGACUCAUUCAAUUUAA
Anneissia japonica is the source of this 2253-nucleotide messenger RNA. Its product is annotated as serine/threonine-protein phosphatase 6 regulatory ankyrin repeat subunit B-like. The coding region runs from base 176 to 871 and encodes 231 amino acids. Gene Ontology annotation, molecular function: protein binding. The record is from RefSeq and is a predicted model, not a curated record. NCBI's taxonomy places the organism in Eukaryota, Metazoa, Echinodermata, Crinoidea, Comatulida, Comatulidae. The transcript is spliced from 5 exons.